Didymodactylos carnosus is the source of this 798-nucleotide messenger RNA. The record is from the annotation of a GenBank genome assembly. Lineage: Eukaryota; Metazoa; Rotifera; Eurotatoria; Philodinida; Philodinidae.
AUGCGUCCGGAAAUCGUUCAGACAACGAUCGAUGAAAAAUAUCUUGAUCUCCAGCAGAAUCCUCAACUAUCUAAGUGGACAAACAUGGGAAAGAAUAAUGAAAUGAUCUUCUUGAAUAAGGAAGGUGCUUAUAUUGAAACAAAUGAUCUUAUAUUCAAAUUUAUGGAUGAUAACAUUGAACAUAGGCACUUUCUUGAUCUGGGAACUGGAAAUGCAGAAUUGUUGUUACAUGUAAAUAAGCUAUUGAAUAUUCCUUUUGAUUGCAUUUUUGGAAUUAGCGCUGUUGAUCAUCGACCAGUCGAUUCACUGAUUCCUAAUACAUCUUACUUCAUAACGAAUAUCGACAAUCUUAAUGAAUGGUCAAAUAAAAUAACAACAUUCAGGUACAGCCUAAUUGUAUCUAGUAGUACGUUUUAUCAUCUGGUUGAUCCUUUAACUGCAUUAGAAACUGUUUACGAUCUGCUGGAAAUAAAUGGAUUAGCAAUAAUACGCCAUAUUCCACUUUCUAUUUUACGUAUAAACGCACAACAUCUCGAGCUUCUACUUCGACGACAGGGUCAUACAGUUUGUGUCAUCGAAAUGAUGAAUUCUUCGGGUAAUUAUCUACUUGCUACUGUUAGAAGAGUUGAAAUUCCGGAGUUAAUUUUGCCCUUUCAAUAUACAGGAGACAUUACACAGGUCGAUUUCGAUCUCGAUCAUUCGAGAUGCGUCUGGAAAAGUCUGAUUAUACUAAACGAUAACCUAUUGGACUCAAUUUUUCAUGCUGAUUCCGAUUAUGGUAUUUGUUUUGAUAUUUGA